CACGCCGUUCCGCUAAUGAGCUCGACUACUACGUUCACCGAGGUUUGUGGAUAUAAUACUAGCAAAAGUCAACCUAGAGAAUACAUUCACACAAAUAUGAGCGUACUCUCAUGCGGAGCUAACCCGGAUCAGGACAACGGAUCGCUAGUCAGACACGGUGAUCGCACUCCCGAUUCGAGCAUAGGCGAGUCUUUCCCUACAGACCCAGCACUGAAUCCGGAGGAUGAUUUUUUUCCAGUUGGCUUGGGGGGUCUCACGAAUGAAGGAAAAUUGCAAGUAUUUAAUUUCGGACGAAUAUUGAGAUCGAAGUAUAAGAAAUUUCUCGGCGACGUUUAUUACCCCUCGAUAGUGAAAAGUCGGAGCACGGACUACGAUCGAACGAAAAUGACGCUGCAAUUGGUUUUGAGCGGUCUUUUUCCACCGCCACCGAGUCAGCAGUGGAAGCUCGGGGUCGAAUGGCAGCCAAUUCCUUUCGAAUAUUUGCGCAAGGAGGAAGACUGGGUCCUACGUCCUAAUCUCUGUCCGAAAUGCGUAGCCGCGAACGAUCGUUACACGAAGACUGACGAGUAUCGUAAACGCGUGUCCGAAUUGGAGGGUCUUUCGAAAUACGUCGAAAAAGUCUCCGGUCAGACCUAUAACAGUAUUUUGGACCUGGCUCUACUUUACGUUACUCUUGCCGCUGAAAGCGCCAGGGGAAAGGAACUCCCGGAGUGGAGCAAAGAUCUUUUUCCUAACGGUAAACUGUUGGACGCAGCGACUUUUUUCUUCGAUUUACAAGAUGGCAACGACGAGCUAAGAAGGCUCACCGGGGGAAUGUUGUUACGCAAGGUGAUAGACGAUUUUCACAGUCAUAAAAACGGAACUAUGGCGAAGGGCAGGAAAAUUUUCGUUUACAGCGCCCACGAUCUGAACGUCGCUGGUUUUUUGAGCGCUCUGAAAAUCUGGAAAUCUCACAUGCCUCAGUAUUCGAGCGCCGUCGUUAUCGAACUCUUGGAACAUGACGGAGAAUAUUUUGUCAAGGUUAACUAUUUUAAAGGAGAACCACCGCUGAUGCAAGAAAUGCGGAUCCCAGGGUGCGAUAAGGUAUGCCCGUUGGACGAGUUCAUCCACUUGCUAAAGAAUGUCACUGCCACUGAUGACGAUUUGAGAUGUGCCUAAUCUAGACAUUGUAAGAUUCUCAUAGAUGUACCCGAAGGAAAUUCCAAACUUUGCCCCUGACCUGGCGGAAUUCCCUUCCAAACCGAAAGCCCAUCUCUAAUUUUAUUUGAUCUUCUGGGAGUAAGUUCAGGUAGGUCGUGGCUCGAAGAAAUGUAUACAGAGUGUUCGGAAACUAUUCAUCGAGCUUAUCGGCUCGAAAUCGACGAAGAUCUGUGAAAAUUUUGGAUGACAUUUGAACGUUGAGAAGAUUCGAGUGACUCGGUGAAAUUUUUUAUAAGUCUUCAAAAAAUUGGGAAGAAAUCAUCCGAAGAAAAGAUGGAAUAAACGUUGAUUAAAACAAGAGGGACGAGCUUUCGGAUAUUUCCCAGGGAUUCGCUGACGCGAAUUCCGAUAGAGGAUACGCGAAAUCGUAAAAAAUGUACGGGAUUCGUGCGCGGCUAUUGAUGAAGAAGAUAUUCCAUAAAUUUACCCCGGUUUGAUGCCCUUCAUCAUUUUUCUCUCGUCACUAUACUGGAAAAGCAGACGUACGCGGUUCUCCUCCAUACAUGCGUACGAUAUAUCUGUACGUGUACGCGUACUUCUCAUCCCCGUAUAAGUUCAAUCAAUUCACAAUUUGGAUAUAGUGACGUCAUAUACGAGAUGAAUAUCUCGCUCCAUUGAACACCGCGCGCGAUUCCCUCCUACUGAGGUAUUGGAUCACGGGAGAAAAAGAAGGGGGUUCAGGUAGAAAGAUUCUGGGGAAAAGGGGAAUAGCUUGAAAUUCGAGUUGCAGGAUAUAUCUUCCGAGAUAUCGAUGUGUACGUCUAUAUAUUACGUAUUAUACGUAUAUGUAUACAAUAUCUUUGGUAGCAUGACUAUAUAAAUUUAGACGUACACGGUGGCGCUGGUACCGUGUAUAGGCUGAAAGGUGCUGCUGCUGGUUCCUUCGCGGGUUCAGAAAUUCUCGGGAUCCGUAACCGUGUGGAGUAGAGAAUGGAAUAUCUAUGUAUGUAUAGGGCAUUUCGCGUCAAAUCAACUGUACCCUACCCUCUGAAGAUCUGAAUUUUUUUUCACCCCCUGGAAUCUCAUUACCGUUUCGGUGUCACAAUUUUUCCUUCUUAUCGCAUAAUUGGCGUAAUUUCCUGAAAGAAAAAUAUUCGUACACUCGGAAAAUAACGGUGAAGAAAACGAUUUCACGAGAAGCUCUUUUUUUCGCGUAAAAAUUAUUGUGCGAAAAAGGUCAAGCAACGAAUAUCGAAAAACCGGUCGAAUCAUUUGUUGCGUAAUGCCCGUUAUAAGUAUAUAUAGAAAAUUUUUUGGAAAGUGAAGUGGCAUUGGGAAAUGGUUACGUGCCAGCCGCGGAAAGAUAUCUCGCUGCCGUCUUCAAUAUAUCGAAUUUACCUACUUCCUAUCUGUAUCUUUACUUUACAUACGUAGGUAUGUAUAUAUGAAAACGGAUAGUUACAGCUGUAACCUACGGUUACAUAGAACCUCAAUACUUGUACAUAGUGUAUGUAUAUUAUAUUUAACUCUCUGUUCGACACGGGGUCACGAUAUUGAAACACGUGUGACGUUCGAAUGAAACUUUUAUGCCCAUCCACGUUACAAUAUAUAAAAUAUAAACGGUAGAGGCUAGACGCACGAAGAUGCUAUUAUACAUAUAUGUACAGAACAUGUUUAUAUAUCCUGCGUACGUACCGUACGCUCUGAUAUUUUAUUCAAAGAAUGUUCCUGAUGGAAACGAAAUCAAAUUAGUUUCGAACGUAUUCCUGUAAUACGUACUUAUACCAAUAGUCCCUUGUAUAAACUCUCCUUUCUUUCACUUC
This is a messenger RNA of Athalia rosae (coleseed sawfly), 2963 nucleotides long. RefSeq names its product venom acid phosphatase Acph-1-like. Gene Ontology annotation, biological process: dephosphorylation. The coding region runs from base 16 to 1158 and encodes 380 amino acids. Gene Ontology annotation, molecular function: phosphatase activity. NCBI's taxonomy places the organism in Eukaryota, Metazoa, Arthropoda, Insecta, Hymenoptera, Athaliidae. The record is from RefSeq and is a predicted model, not a curated record. The transcript is spliced from 8 exons.